Molecule: messenger RNA, 996 nt
Organism: Caenorhabditis elegans
Lineage: Eukaryota; Metazoa; Nematoda; Chromadorea; Rhabditida; Rhabditidae
Gene: srh-127
Product: Serpentine Receptor, class H
Exons: 4
Coding region: 1-996 (331 amino acids)
Source: RefSeq, marked reviewed
AUGAGCACAGCAAACCAAUUGGAAAUUUGCAACUCAACUGUGACAUAUUUUGACACUACAGAUUUUCUCUCUACAACUCUACACUCUAUGUCUUUUUUUCAAUAUCCAUCUCAUAUUUUUGGCGCAAUCGUUAUCAUAUUCCACACACCCCAUGGAAUGGCUUCUGUGAAGUGGUCACUGUUGAGCCUCCACGUUUGGAGCUCAAUUUUAGAUGUCUACUGGAGUCUACUCGCGAUUCCAUUUGUCACUUUCCCCUAUAUGGCUGGAAAUGGAAUUGGAGUAUUAUCAGAGCUAGGUCUAGAUACUAGAUUUCAAGUUUAUCUAUCUGUCACCAUAGUUGCCGUACUCGUGGCUACCAUGGUUAAGGUGUACGAGAAUCGAUGGUUUUUGCUCGCUCGAAAUCUGAAAAAGUGGAAAAAAAUUCGAAAAAAGUUAUGUUUGAUACACUAUUUUGCAAGUUGCACAUAUUUCAUUCCACUUUUAUUUUUUGUGCCUUAUCAAGAAGAAGCAGUGCCAUAUGUUUUGAAACAAAUCCCAUGCUACUCAGUUUACACGAAAACCGUCCCGCUCUUCGUUUUCACAUUGAACCCAUUGCCUGCAAUAAUCGUCGUCGCCAUAUUUGCCUCAAUGCAAAUAAUCUUAAUGACCUCUUUCAUUGCACUAACUGUAAAAAUUCUCGCAGUCCAAGCCCGCCGGAACACGUCUUCACAGUACACAAUUGCCCUUCACCGAAAAUUUCUGUAUGCGCUGAUAGCGCAGACAGGGCUUCCGGUAGUUGUGGUGUUUUGCCCACUUUUGAGCCUAUUCUAUCUUGUGCCAAUGGGCUAUCAUAAUCAAGCAAUAACCAAUGGAAUUUUCGUAUCAGUCUCUAUGCACGGAUUCUUGUCAACAGUUCUACUUCUUCUUGUUCAUCAACCGUAUCGUAUGGCAACCUUACGGAUAUUUAAAUGUCGUUGGAAAGUUAAAACUAAUGUCAGAGGAUCUAGUUUUAAAUAA